This is a messenger RNA of Cryphonectria parasitica EP155, 1170 nucleotides long. RefSeq names its product FMN-linked oxidoreductase. Bases 1 to 1170 code for a protein of 389 amino acids. NCBI's taxonomy places the organism in Eukaryota, Fungi, Ascomycota, Sordariomycetes, Diaporthales, Cryphonectriaceae. The record is from RefSeq and is a predicted model, not a curated record. The transcript has 6 exons. Gene Ontology annotation, biological process: tRNA processing. Gene Ontology annotation, molecular function: flavin adenine dinucleotide binding; tRNA dihydrouridine synthase activity.
AUGGACGGGCACGAAGACGAGUCUACUCAGGCAGACUCCAGUCCUUCACAGCAUCCUCUCAAAUUAUUUGAUCUGGCCAAAAGCGAGGGAAGAUUUCUCUGUGCAUGCGCUCCGAUGGUGAGGUACAGCAAACUAGCAUUCAGACAAACAGUACAUGCGUACGGGACAGACCUAUGCUGGACGCCCAUGAUCCUAGCAAAGGAGUUCAAUCGUAGCUCCAUAGCCCGUGACAGCGACUUCACAUAUUCCACUACAAAACCCCGCCCCCCGACAAUCGUCCAGUUCGGCGCCAACGUACCCCUCGAGCUAGCCCGGGCGUCUUCCCUCGUUGUCCCCUACGCAGACGGCGUCGACAUCAACUGCGGGUGCCCGCAGUCCUGGGCCUGCGCCGAGACUCUCGGCGCCGCACUGAUGGAGAAGCGCGAGCUCGUCAGGGACAUGGUCCUCGAGACCCGGCAGAGGCUGCGGGAUGAAGGGUGGGCUGUGGGCAAGGAGAGGGACAUGGACAAUGCCAAGGGCAGGACCGUGAGCGUCAAAAUCCGGGUGCAUAAGGAUCUCCGAAAAACCAUCGACUUCAUAGACACCGUCCUAGGCCACGACAAGGACCGCAACAUCGACUUUCUCACCAUCCACCCGCGCACAAGGAAUACUCCCUCGACCACGCCCAUCAACCUCGAGGCCCUUGAGUUGCUAACAGAGAAAUACGGCGACAGCGUCCCUAUCCUCGUAUCCGGUGACGUCUUCUCCAUGGCCUCGCUGCCGUACAGGUCCCCUUACCUGGCGCCCAGGGAUGACGACGACGACAAUGAGCGUAGGAGGCCUUAUCUGUCUAAGCUCAGGGGCCUCAUGUCGGCACGGGCCCUUCUCGCCAACCCAGCGCUCUUUGCGGGCUACGAGGCAUGUCCGUGGGAAGCGGUCGAGCUAUUCAUGAACAAUGUCGUGAGGGCGCCUCUUCCGCUGAAGCUCGUGCAGCACCACCUAGGUGAGAUGUGCGCGCCCGGCUACGGCCCAGACAAGCACGCCCUGCUCAGCAAGAAGGAGCGCGCGGAGAUGUACAACUGCACUGACAUGUGCGCCCUGGUCGACUUUAUGGAUGAGAAGAUGAGAGCCCUCGACAGGCGAGAUGGGAUUCGGAGGGACCUGGUGCCAUCGGUUGUACAGACGAUAUGA